This is a messenger RNA of Homarus americanus (American lobster), 1232 nucleotides long. RefSeq names its product glycine receptor subunit alpha-2-like. Gene Ontology annotation, molecular function: extracellular ligand-gated monoatomic ion channel activity; transmembrane signaling receptor activity; chloride channel activity. The record is from RefSeq and is a predicted model, not a curated record. Gene Ontology annotation, biological process: signal transduction; chemical synaptic transmission; chloride transmembrane transport. Gene Ontology annotation, cellular component: synapse; membrane; neuron projection. NCBI's taxonomy places the organism in Eukaryota, Metazoa, Arthropoda, Malacostraca, Decapoda, Nephropidae.
AUAUAUAUUUAAGUGCAGAUAAUAAUCGCUCGAAAUUCCUCAUCAUAAUUUAAAGUGGAUUAUCGGGAAAAUUUCAGAGUGCAGAUACUAGAAACUACAGCAAAGGUAAAUUAAUAACUAAAAACUACAUAAUAUUGGAUUUCAUUGAUAUAUAAAAUACCAUCGAGAAGUAAAAGAUAUUGAUAGUUUCUUAAUCUUCUAUAGAAAAUGACUUUGAUUUUAAUUAAGGAACGAAUAGACACUUUGUAGUACUACACGUUGACAAACUUCUGAAAGUGUUUGUGUGUAAGAUUCCAGAAACUCUCUCUCGGUCUCUCUCUCUCGACCUCUGUGGUGUACGUACUGCCGGGAACGUGUCUCGAGUUGUGUUUAUCUGGCGAAAGUCUCGUCAACUUUUGUGUCGGAACCUCGAUACUAUGAACCAGUGUACUGAACCUCGAUAAUAUAAACCAGUGUAAUGAACCAGUGUACUGAACCUCUAUAAUAUAAACCAGAGUAGUGAACCUUUAUGUCAUAGACCAGUGUACUGAACCUCGAUAAUGUGAAAUAGUGUACAAAAUCUCGAUAAUAUGAACUGGUGUAAUAAACCUCGAUAAUACAAACCACCAGUAUAAUGAACCUCGGUAUUACAAACCAGUGUACUUAACCUCGAUAAAACAAACCAGUGCACAACCGAGACAUCACUAAAUUGACCGUGUAGAGUGAACCUUGACCUACAGUAGACCAGCCUGGUGACUCUUAAAACACUUGGUUAGAUUAGGUUUUCCAAGUGGUGAGUUUAAUCGUGAUCAUAUUUAGGAAAAUAAUAUUCUGAAGAGGUUAUUAAUAUUUUCAAGAGGGAAUCAAAAUCAUACUGGGAAUAUAUAUAUAUACAAUAUAAUCUGAUGUAUUUUAUUAAGUGUUGAGUGAGGUGUUGGAAAGGUGUUGGUUCGUCCUGAUACUGAACCGAAGCCUUUAUGAAGUAAGUCGAGAUUGUGAACCUUUUAUGAAGUGAAUUGAGACUAAUAAACCGAUACCUUUUAUGAAGUGAAUCGAGACCGAGGACAGUUUCCACCCGAGUGUGUCUGGAAUCGAGCCAAGUGAGAUCAAGGCGGUGAGGUGAGGCAAGGCGAGACAAAGGACACAAGAAGGUUAUCUGGCACGCCCGAGUAUACAAGACCAAGGACAAGAUGUGGGUGUUCCUCUGGCUCCUACUGACGAUGGUGACCGCGCAGCAACAGCAGGAGAACACG